GGUGCUGGGGGCGGGCUGGGCCACGCCGCCGCCUCGUACCCGGCACUGCACCAUGUCAGGGCAGCUGGAGCGCUGCGAGCGCGAGUGGCACGAGCUGGAGGGAGAAUUUCAGGAACUGCAGGAGACACACAGGAUCUACAGGCAGAAGCUGGAGGAGCUGGCUGCGCUGCAGACGCUGUAUAGCGGCUCCAUCAGCAAGCAGAAGCGGCGUCUCAAGGACUUGAAGCACACGCUUCACAGGUACAAACGGCAUGCCAGUCAUGAGGAGAUAGAGCUUGUCCAGCAGAUCGAUGCCAACAUUAAGGAGCGGCAGAAUGUCUUCUUUGACAUGGAGGCCUACUUGCCCAAGAAGAACGGGCUCUACUUGAAUCUGGUCCUUGGCAAUGUGAACGUGACCCUUCUCAGCAACCAGGCCAAGUUUGCCUACAAAGAUGAAUAUGAGAAGUUCAAGCUCUACCUGACCAUAAUCCUGCUUCUGGGUGCCGUGGCAUGUCGCUUUGUCCUUUAUUACAGGGUCACUGAUGAAGUCUUCAACUUUCUGCUGGUGUGGUAUUAUUGUACUCUGACCAUUCGGGAGAGCGUCCUCAUCAGCAAUGGUUCCAGAAUCAAAGGCUGGUGGGUGUCUCACCAUUACGUCUCCACGUUCCUGUCUGGAGUGAUGCUGACCUGGCCUAAUGGACUAAUUUAUCAGAAAUUUCGCAACCAGUUUUUAGCAUUUUCAAUAUUUCAGAGUUGUGUUCAGUUCCUGCAGUACUAUUACCAGAGGGGGUGCCUCUACAGGCUGCGGGCCCUGGGCGAGAGGAACCACCUGGACCUCACAGUGGAAGGGUUCCAGUCCUGGAUGUGGCGGGGCCUCACCUUCCUCUUGCCUUUCCUCUUCUGUGGCCAUUUCUGGCAGCUCUACAAUGCCGUCACGUUGUUUGAGCUCUCCAGACAUGAGGAGUGUACAGAAUGGCAGGUGUUCGUGCUGGCGCUCACCUUCCUGGUACUCUUCCUGGGCAAUUUCCUGACCACGCUCAAAGUCGUGCAUGCCAAACUCCAGAAGAACAGAAACAAGACAAAGCAGCCGUGAGCCUCGGGGACUCUCGUGCCGGGAGCCUUGGGACGCAGAGAUGGCCGGGCUUUCCACUCAGCACCCUUGACUGCCAGUCACUGGUGGCUAGGGGCAGCAGCAUCUCAGGAGCCAGCGGCAUCACUGGGAACAGGGCCAAGCCCUGGUCCCUGGCUGGACACGGGAAUGUGAAGCCCGCCCGUGCGCACAGUAUUAACCCACCCCAGCUCCUAUUUAUGACGCAUAUUUAAUGCUGGGUUCUCCCAGCUUCCCUGGAAUCCGAGGCCUUCCCCACUGCUCUGAGCAGUGGCCGAAUCCGGUCAGUCUUCCAGGGAGGGCCACCAGCCUCAGGGAGCCAGUCUGCCCCCCUCAUCAUUUAAACCCCCUGCUGGGGUUUGGAUGUGCCUCACCAUGGUUGGCUUUAGCUGACCUGCUACUUUUCUGCACCCCAGGCACUGGGUGCCAUGAAACCUUCAGCAUCCUGUGGAGCCCCCUGUCCUGGACUACUGCCUCUGCUGUAAGCCCCCCACAGCCCCCACCCUCUUGGCGAGGGAGUAUUUAAGUUCUCAGAGAACACUGCC
Jaculus jaculus (lesser Egyptian jerboa) is the source of this 1632-nucleotide messenger RNA. RefSeq names its product transmembrane protein 120B (gene Tmem120b). The transcript is spliced from 12 exons. The record is from RefSeq and is a predicted model, not a curated record. Gene Ontology annotation, biological process: fat cell differentiation. Lineage: Eukaryota; Metazoa; Chordata; Mammalia; Rodentia; Dipodidae. Gene Ontology annotation, cellular component: nuclear inner membrane. Bases 53 to 1072 code for a protein of 339 amino acids.